AUGCAACUCACCACUGUCCUUCUCUUCGCUUUCGUGCUCACUCUCGCUAACGCAUCCACCAUACCUCUUCGACGAAUCAGGAUCUCGUCGCUUCCCCACCAACGAGGCCAUCUAUCUAUGCAUCGUAGACAUGCUAGAUUUCUCCCAAGACAAGUUACUAACACGUCCACGACAACUCUUGCCACGGCCGGCACCGCUACUCCUCAACCUUUGAUAACGACAACCAAUACAAAUAGCUCAAGUGCAGCACCAUCCCCCUCGUCUGCCCCUUCUCCGUCCAUUUCGAUCGACUCUACCCCCCAGCCAUCCCAACCGCCUGCAGACAAUAGCGGUGCGCAGAAAUACGUCGUUGCUCAUCAUAUGAUCGGCAAUACCUUUCCCUACACAAUUCAAGACUGGGCAGACGAUAUCGCUUUGGCGCACGCUUCCGGCAUUGAUGGCUUCGCAUUGAAUAUGGGCAGCGACGACUGGGAGCCUGCGCGCGUUGCUGAUGCGUAUCAAGCAGCCCUUCAAUCUGGCCUCGAUUUCAAGCUCUUCUUAUCGCUUGACAUGUCAGUGUUACCAUGCGGUUCUCCCGCUGAUGCUCAGGCCCUCCGGAACCUCGUCAAGGCACAUAUAACGCACCCCAACCAAUUCCAAUACAAAGGCCGUGCCUUCGUAUCCACAUUCGCUGGUGAAACAUGUCAAUUCGGUCAAGGCAGCGUCGCAGACGGAUGGAAAACACAGUUUACGAGAAGCCCUGACCUUCAAGGCCAGAUCUACUUUGUCCCAGCGUUCUUCAUCGACCCAGCCACGUUCGGUAAUUUCGCUGACGUUAUGGAUGGUGAUUUCAACUGGAACUCUGGCUGGCCUAUUCAAGUAACCACGUCUUUUGCCCAAAACCUAGCGAAUUCACUGCCGGCCAACACGACAAGUGGUGCGGGAGGCAUACUCGGCAGCGUCAUAAAUACUGCUGGCUCGCUGGCAACGGCUGGUCUUAACAGACUGCAACUUGCCGUCAGCCAAUUCAUUGGCGCCACUACAACCGACGAGCAGCAUCUAGCUGCACUCUCCAAACUCCCUGCUAAUCUUGGAACCCGCGACACCGACCCGUCAAGCCCGCUUUACAUGGCUGCCGUCUCGCCAUGGUUCUUCACCCACUACGGCAAGGAUUCUUUCAACAAAAAUUUCAUCUUCCUGUCGGACCAGCAUCUUUACUCCAAGCGCUGGGAGUCUCUUGUUGAGACUCGAGACACAGUUGAUGUCGUUGAAGUUUUGACCUGGAACGACUAUGGCGAGUCGCACUAUGUUGGCCCAAUCAAGGGGAGCCAGCCAAACAGCCAAGCCUGGACGGAUGGGAUGAACCACACUGCUUGGCUUGGACUUACACAAUACUACGCCACUGCUUUCAAGACAGGAAGCUACCCCGCCAUCGAAAAAGACCAGAUUUACAUGUGGUCCCGCCCUCAUUCCAGCUCAGCGCAGGCUCCAGACCCCGUAGGACAACCUGAUAACUUCCAACUCCCACAAGACGCCAUCUGGGCCGUGGUAUUGACGACCGCGCCCUCAUCCGUGACACUGGCUACAUCCCCAACCACCUCUACGACGGUCAACGUUCCAGCGGGCUUAACUAAAUUGACGAUGCCGAUUUCUGCUGGGGGUACGAUGAAGGGAACCAUCACCCGCAAUGGGCAAACGGUGGUUGAGCUCAACCCCACAGGGUUUACUUUCCAGGGUAGCCCCAAAACAUACAACUUUAACGCUUUCGUUGCAAGUGCGACUGCCGAUUGA
This is a messenger RNA of Laccaria bicolor S238N-H82, 1770 nucleotides long. Its product is annotated as glycoside hydrolase family 71 protein. Gene Ontology annotation, molecular function: glucan endo-1,3-alpha-glucosidase activity. The record is from RefSeq and is a predicted model, not a curated record. The transcript has 7 exons. Bases 1 to 1770 code for a protein of 589 amino acids. NCBI's taxonomy places the organism in Eukaryota, Fungi, Basidiomycota, Agaricomycetes, Agaricales, Hydnangiaceae.